Messenger RNA from Blepharisma stoltei, 782 nucleotides. NCBI's taxonomy places the organism in Eukaryota, Ciliophora, Heterotrichea, Heterotrichida, Blepharismidae. The record is from the annotation of a GenBank genome assembly.
AUGGUAAAUUCAUCAGCCAGAUCCAUCAAUAUUUUAAAUCUCGCUUUUGCUUUGUCUGUAAUUGUUAUUCAGAUUAUAAUUGUUUUAGCUGUAAAUAUUGCUGUUUUAGCCUAUGCUUUUGCUAGCAUUAAAUUUAUAAGUGACAUGAAUCUUCCGAUAAAUAUAGGAAGAGCUGGGGAAAAUUUCCAAAGACUUGCUAUUUAUGCACAAGUUCAGAUAAUGCUGCCAUAUCUUCACAUUGAAAAUGGCGAUAAAGAAGUAAAAGCUUCAAAUGAAAAGUUUGCAAAGGCCUUGUCAGAUUUAGAACAGAUUUAUGCAAACAUAAUAUCUAGCUACCAAAGCUGAAGCACUUGCUCUGGCCAAAGUGGUUCAUUUUAAGAUGUUUAGACAAUAAAUAAUUUUUUGGACUAUUUUUUGUUAUUUGUUUUGUAAUUUUUGAACUAUUUUUUGACCAUUUAUUUGAACUAUUUUUUAGACUAAUUUUUCGACCAUUGUUUUUGCCUAUUUUUUAAAAUUACUUCUAAACAAUAAAUAUUAGCUCAAAGCAAUUGGGAUAAGAAAAUUAAAAUCAAGUCUAAAAAUAUACCAAAAACAAAUAGCCUAAAAAUAGGCUACUUUACUCAUAAUAAAUAAAAAAUAUACACUAAAAAAUGCCAGAAAAAAUACCAGGCCAAAGUAUUUUAGGAGACGAAAAUAUUUUAUUAUGGAGCACAGAAGAUUCAACUAUAAGAAAGAAAGAAAAUUUAUUAUCUGCUAUUCUAAUGUUUAUCAAUUCUGUAUAA